Molecule: messenger RNA, 1405 nt
Organism: Archocentrus centrarchus (flier cichlid)
Lineage: Eukaryota; Metazoa; Chordata; Actinopteri; Cichliformes; Cichlidae
Gene: aamdc
Product: adipogenesis associated, Mth938 domain containing
Exons: 5
Coding region: 222-590 (122 amino acids)
Biological process (GO): positive regulation of fat cell differentiation
Cellular component (GO): cytoplasm
Source: RefSeq, a predicted model, not a curated record
UGCUCACUGAACACGACUGUUGACGCUUCUCCGUACCAAAAUGGCGGCUGCGCUGACGCCUCGCAGCCUUUAACGACAAAACGAACUGUUCACGUGCGUGUAUCUCACCCACGGAGGACUCGGUGGUAACAGUUGUCACGGUUUGAGGUUAAAGUCGGAGGAGGAAGAAGUUCAGGGGUGUGUUCAGUGUGCUGACAUCGGUCGGGUGGCCUCGCAGAAACAUGUCCUCCCCCGAGAUCGCUUCUCUCUCCUGGGGCCACAUGAAGGUGAAGGGAUGCUCCUCCAGCUACAAGGACUGUAAGGUCUGGCCUGGAGGGAGCCGAGCCUGGGACUGGAGAGAGACCGGCACCGACCAUUACCCAGGAGUGCAACCUGCUGACCUGGAGGAGGUGCUGAGGAAGGGAAUUGACCUGCUGGUAAUUGGCAGAGGCAUGAGCGAGGCGCUGCAGGUUCCCUCCUCCACUCUGGACUUUGUGAAGCAGAAAGGUGUUGAUGUCAAAGUGUUCCAGACGGAGAAGGCUGUCGCUGAAUACAACAAACUGGCCAGCCAGGGAGCAAAGGUGGGCGGGGUCUUCCACUCCACCUGCUGACGUCACCCUCACCUCACUGACCGGCCGAGGCGGAUUCUACAAGCUUUGAUGUCAUUUGCACCACAUUAACUUUCAGACAAACUAGUGUUAGGUAGAAAGUCCUCCAACACAUGCAGGGGUCAGUGGAGAGAGUAUAUCAGGCGGUGCUUUCAAUCCAGCUGAAGGAACUCUGAAUUUGAAUCUCAGUUGCAUUUUUGGCUUCCAGUGAUUGUGGAAACACAAUCACUGGAAGCUCUCAUUUGUCUUCCCUGUUCACACAUCAACUUUCUGCCCAAACUCACCUGCUGAUGAAUUGAGGCCCACAGCUCUAAAGGAGCCUUCAGACAUCAAGAUCCACCUGGAAGAAUUAAAAGUGUUUCUGUAGGUAAACCUGAGGAAGGACCUCAGGGUCUUCCACAGGCUCCACCUCAGCUUCAGCUCUCGCUCACUUGCCCAGUGAACCCCAAUCACAGCAUAGACACAGGUACAGUCACACCUACAAAAUCAGCCAGAGUGCAUGCAGAGAGCCCACACUGGGAGAACGUGCAAACUGUGGUUAGUUUCUUUUCUCCGUUUGAAUUCUAUUCAAUGAAAUCCCCUGUAAUAAGACAUGUUUAACGAUAACUGCUUCUUUAAGUGAAUAAUCAGACCACAGUUGAUUCGUCUCACCCUCAGAAAGUUGUUGAAACUAGAGGCGGGAAAUGAUGCGCUGAGAGCAGCUUUUCUGCUUCUGAUUCCAGUCACAGAAAAGCUGAGCUGUACCUUUAACCGAGGAACUCAGAUUGACUUCAGUCAUAUUUGUUUGCAACAUGAAAUAAACAGAAAAUGAAACUUUA